UGGCAACGGAGGCAGCCAAUCAGCGCGGGGCCUCCGCUCCGCGCUGACAACAGCGGCUCUGCGCGGUGGGUUCCUGACCGACCUGUGAGCGAUGCUGAAGGCCAAAAUCCUCUUCGUGGGGCCCUGCGAGAGUGGCAAGACGGUGCUGGCUAACUUCCUGACGGAGUCUUCGGACAUUCCUGAGUACAACCCCACCCAAGGCGUGAGGAUCCUGGAAUUCGAGAACCCAAAUGUCAUCAUGAAUAGCAAAGGCGCUGGUUGUGAAUUCGAGCUCUGGGAUUGUGGCGGAGACCCCAAAUUCGAGUCGUGCUGGCCGGCCCUCAUGAAGGACGCACAGGGCGUGGUGAUUGUCUUCAAUGCCGACAUCCCCAGCCACCUGAAGGAGAUCGAGAUGUGGUACUCGAACUUCGUGCAGCAGCAGCUCCUGCAGGACAGCCAGUGCCUGCUCAUCGCGCACCACAAGCCGGGCUCCGGCGGCGACAAGAGCAGCCCGCCCCUGGUUCCGCCCUUGAACAAGCUGAAGCUGGUGCACUCCAACCUGGAGGAUGACCCGGAAGAGAUCCGGAUAGAAUUCGUCAAGUAUUUAAAAAGCGUCAUCAACUCAGUGUCCGAGAGCCGAGACCGGGAGGAGAUGUCCAUCAUCACCUAGCUGGCCUCGCGGGUGCCUCCACGUCCAUCAAGUGAGAGCCCAUGCCAGGCAGAGCCCACACACUGCCCAGAGCGCAGGCUGCUGUCUGCCAGCACC
This is a messenger RNA of Sorex fumeus (smoky shrew), 745 nucleotides long. It is a transcript of the gene IFT22, whose product is annotated as intraflagellar transport 22. The transcript has 5 exons. The record is from RefSeq and is a predicted model, not a curated record. Gene Ontology annotation, molecular function: GTPase activity. Lineage: Eukaryota; Metazoa; Chordata; Mammalia; Eulipotyphla; Soricidae. Gene Ontology annotation, cellular component: endomembrane system. Gene Ontology annotation, biological process: intracellular protein transport. Bases 92 to 649 code for a protein of 185 amino acids.